Molecule: messenger RNA, 1939 nt
Organism: Lentinula edodes (shiitake mushroom)
Lineage: Eukaryota; Fungi; Basidiomycota; Agaricomycetes; Agaricales; Omphalotaceae
Exons: 2
Coding region: 38-1588 (516 amino acids)
Cellular component (GO): CCR4-NOT complex
Source: RefSeq, a predicted model, not a curated record
GCUAAUGAAUUCAUUUCUCAGUGUUCCCCAACUAACGAUGCCGACAGUGUUGACGGCGUCGCAUGGGGUGACUUCCAUGCCUUCCUCGUCGUUCUCGUCUUCUUCCUCAACACUUUUAAUGCUACCUCCUUCCAUGUCGCCUUCUCUGUUAUCCGGCUCAUCUCCGUCCUCCUCAUCAUCGCCACUCGACCCUUUGUUGACAUCGAUUCGUCACCUGCUUUCUCGAGCACUGUCUCUACCAUGCUCUACGGCGGCACAAGCCUUCAUACAGCUCGUACAGCCAACCUUGAGGUUCCAAGUCGCUCUGGACGCGUUGUUGCCUCUGUUAGAUGGUGAUCUACAGACUUCUUCAGCCACCGCCAACGCCGAUACAAUCAACCGCUCCAGUAAUAACCAGGUUGCUCAAAGAAUUCUCGUCUCAUUCAUCUUGUAUUCGCUAUAUGCGCCUCACCCAAUAUCAAUCAACCCAUUCAGAUCAGCGCUAUUGAUGACGUUCGUAAAUGAGCGAGAAAGGGCAAUUCGCGCAGCCAACGUCCAUGCAGAGACGAAUAUUGUAACUCGAGUGACAGGAAACCCGUCUAGCGAACAGCUCGUCUGGGUCCUCUGGAAGAUUUUACGUGGAGACGGGAACGAUAUUGGGCCGUAUACCCCAUCAACCCUUGCUCGCUCCCCAUUGCCACCAAAGCUGGCAGCCAUUAAUUUGAUUUUGGACGAGUCUGAUGAUAAUGACUUAGAUAAUUAUUAUACUGCCGCCCGUAACGCAGGCUCUGGCACAUUGUUUAACACAGAUUCAACCACAAAUACCUCUCGUGCAACUACAUUCGUUACUCCUUCAGAAGACCUCGAAAAUGCUGUGAUAAGUCGCGGUUUGACUCUUCUACUCGCCGCUCGUGAACGAGUGCUGUCUCUCUCCGAACGACGGACACUUGAACCAAUCUUUCCUGCGCUCGCUGCAUCCGAUAUUAUUACGCCUCGCGAUCUAUCCUCCAUCGUGACAUUCAACCCGGAUGUUGCUUAUCCCUUGUUUGUGGAACUAUUGACCACGUCUGUUUCUUCUCCCUCUACCUUCAUUGAUCUUCUCGACAUCCUCCCGUAUCUCCCCUCUUCUCUAUCCACCUUCGAUUUGAUGGGAAAACUCCUACGGGAUGCUCGCCUCAUUCCAAUACCGAACGCUAUAGCACACUUGCUGAUCAUAAAUGGUCACGAUCACGACGAAAAUCAUACGCCCGAGUCGCGCGUUCCACUAGGAAAGCUUAUACGUUAUCAGGUCCUCGCCAGGUUCAUGCACGAAUGUAUUGAACGACUGGAGAAGGAAGAAAAAGAGCGAACAUCACUCGAAGGAUCUGGGGGUAGUAGCGAUGGCGAUGAUACCUGGGGUAGAGGAGUACGGAAUCUUUGCAGAUUCUACCUCUCCCUUAUUAAACUCAACAUUGUUCAAAACCCUAACUCCGCAAAUUGGGAAAAUUAUGAGAUCGAGUCUUUCUCAGCAGAUUCGGUGGAGAUGGCACACUUCGCUUUGAGGAACUCCAGGUUCGAGGAAGCGAGAAUGCUUUACGGUGUGCUGGCGACCGGAGGGUUUGAUAUGUAGGCAUAUCAGGGAGUUACCUCUAAUUAUCACACGACGUGGGUUUCUGUGAACUAUCUCUUCUGUUGUAUUAGGACGACUAACUGAUCACUUAUGCAUCAACUAUUUAUUCUCAUGCGGCCCAGCGUUUUCCCUGUAAUACGAAUAACCACAACGCCUCCACGUUUACAGUAGUAUAUUCUUUUUAUCCUACCAUUACAUUUACUCACCUCAUGCUGCUUUCAAUUCUCUUUGCUCCGUUACUUACAUAUGUGUCCGUACUCAAGCUCUAUGCCGUGCAUGAUUUUUAUGUUUUAUUGACUGAUAGACAAAUUCAAAAUAUGCAGGUUCUAGUCAACGAUUCUUCGAAGGUUG